This is a messenger RNA of Odontomachus brunneus, 4823 nucleotides long. It is a transcript of the gene fz, whose product is annotated as frizzled-7. The coding region runs from base 305 to 2107 and encodes 600 amino acids. NCBI's taxonomy places the organism in Eukaryota, Metazoa, Arthropoda, Insecta, Hymenoptera, Formicidae. The record is from RefSeq and is a predicted model, not a curated record. Gene Ontology annotation, molecular function: Wnt receptor activity; Wnt-protein binding. Gene Ontology annotation, cellular component: plasma membrane. Gene Ontology annotation, biological process: canonical Wnt signaling pathway; non-canonical Wnt signaling pathway. The transcript has 3 exons.
ACAUCGCCCCACUCGGGCAGCCAAUCAACGCGUAAUCAGCGACGAGAUGAUCGCGUAGCCACCAUAACUGUUUACACUGCCGUUCGGGGAGCGCGUCCCGUCAUCUUCACCGUCAUUACCGUUCGCACCGCCGCCGUCAUUUCCAUCAUCUUCCCGUGGUCGUCGUAUCUGUUGCGUGCACCGCGAUGGCCCGCACGAGCGGCCGACGCUGGUGACGUACGCGUCGUAUCUCCCGUUUAGGUGAGAAAGUGCUCGUCAACCGACGUCGUGCCCAUCGCGAAGGAGAGGCUAGGACGCGCGCAGGAUGCUGUGGACUGCGACAAUCGGAAUUCUGUCAAGUGUGCUGUUCGCUACGGCCACUUUGCACUCCACUGCCAUUGACGGCGGCGGCGGUAGCGGCGGCACCCGCGGUAGCAGCGGCGAUCCGCUCGGUCAUCACGGCCGUUGCGAGCCCAUCACUAUCAACCUCUGCAUGAACAUCCCAUACAACGAGACCAUCAUGCCGAAUCUCAUGAACCAUCAGAAGCAGGAGGACGCCGGCGCGGAGGUACAUCAAUACGCGCCUCUCGUCAAGAUGAAAUGCAGCCCGGACUUGCGUUUUUUCCUGUGCACCGUCUAUGCACCAGUGUGCACCAUCAUCGACAAGGCGAUACCGCCGUGCCGGUCGCUGUGCGAGAGUGCGCGUUCUGGCUGCGAAGGCCUCAUGAAUACCUUCGGCUUUGCCUGGCCAGAAGCCCUGGACUGCUCCAAGAUGCCUCCAAACGACGGUGCUGAGCUCUGUGUCGGGAACAACGAGACCUCGGCUCAGGACCCCGUUGGUCCAGUUUAUCCUCCGCCUCGUAUGCCAGUGGCUGAGUUUCAGCCAGCUUGGAACGAGGGACACAAACCGUAUGGAUCUAGUGGUGCUAGUGGUGCUGGUAGUGGUGGUGGUGGUGGUGGUUUUGCCCUGGGUGCCAGGGAUUUUGGCUUUGUCUGCCCAGUUCACUUCAAGGUUCCACACGAGUUGGGCUAUUCGCUGAAAGUUGGCAACAAGGUAGAGCCUGACUGUGGAGCACCCUGCGAUGGAAUGUUUUUCACUGAGAGAGAGAGGAGGUUUUCUAGAGUAUGGGUGGGCACUUGGGCCUCCAUCUGUGCAGCCUCGUGCUUCUUCACUUUUUUGACAUUUCUCAUAGACACAGAUAGAUUUAGGUAUCCUGAGAGACCUAUCAUCUUCCUAUCAGUUUGUUACUUGAUGGUAUCGUUAACUUAUGUGGUCGGUUGGGCAGCUGGUAACAACAUAUCAUGUAGAGAACCAUUCCUACCACCCAUGGGAAUGCGUGUACCGAUGGUAUCGACGAUUACUCAGGGUACAAAGUAUGAACUGUGUACCGUGCUGUUUAUGGUCCUCUAUUUCUUUGGCAUGGCCUCGAGUAUCUGGUGGGUCAUUCUCACUCUCACAUGGUUCCUGGCAGCUGGCCUGAAAUGGGGGCAUGAGGCGAUUGAAACGAACUCGCAAUACUUUCACCUGGCUGCUUGGGCUGCACCAGCUGUCAAGACUGUUACUAUCUUAGCUAUGGGGAAAGUGGAAGGUGAUAUACUAUCGGGUGUAUGCUACGUCGGCCUCUGGAACGUGGAAGCGUUACGAGGUUUCGUAUUGGCGCCCUUAUGCGUCUACCUCUUUUUGGGCACUUUGUUCCUGAUGGCAGGCUUUGUGUCGCUCUUUCGCAUUCGCACCGUUAUGAAGCACGAUGGUACAAAGACGGACAAACUCGAGAAGCUGAUGAUACGCAUCGGUAUAUUCUCCGUACUCUAUAUCGUGCCUGCCAUGAUUGUCAUUGCUUGUCUCUUCUACGAACAAGCGUACUUCGAUCAGUGGAUGCUGACAUGGAAUAUGGAGAUGUGCUCGCGACCAGGCCCGCAGUCCCUUUACUCUCUGCCGUGUCCUGUAGGCGAACGUACACGUGAUCUGGGCCACAGGCCCGAAUUCGAGGUAUUCAUGAUCAAGUACCUAAUGGCGAUGAUCGUUGGUAUCACCAGCAGCUUCUGGGUGUGGUCCAAAAAGACACUCACCAGUUGGAAGCAAUUCUUCAAUCAUAUACGAGGACGCCGAAACGAGGCCUACGUUUAGUAAUGAUAUGGAGCAUGUCGAAUCACUUCGAAUGUGACAGAAGUCUCGAGCCGUUUCGAAUGUUAUCAUAAAUCAGUAAUUCUCAAAAAUCUUCAAGAUUAACUGUUCCCGCAAGCAUACUGUGUCAUCUAUAUCUACGUGCAAUUUACUAUAAGUAUAUUGUGUCGAUAUGUAAACAUUCAAGAUUUUUAAGAGAAUUUCCGAUUUCGAAUAAUCUCGAAACAAACUCAUAUCCGCGUAUAAUUGAAUCUUUUAAGAAAAAUGCGAGAUUCGAACGUCCAUCAUUAUCUACGUUUAAGGCGCAAAGAUAUACGUGGCUUUAAAAAAAAAAGAAAAUGAAAAUUUAAAUGGUCACGAGAAUGUUAAAAAUUUUUUUUACUUCUCGCUUGGAAAGACAGAGCAAAUAAUCUCUGAUCUUUCGGCAUUUGAACUUUCAAUGUUGCGCUAUAUUCUUUCCUAAACGUACGUAGAUCUUUGCGAUUAAGUAUAAUAAAUUGACAAAAAAAAAGUACCCUCUCGAUACUAGAGGCAUGCUCGGAAUAUCGCGAGUUUACUUACAAUAUUAAGAUUUGUAUAUUUAAUAAUUGGAAUGUGAUUGCAUAAUAUUGCAUGAUUGCAUAAUCAAUAACAGGAGUUCUCCAUGCCUUCCAGGAUUGCGUUCUUCCACAUAACACGAAGAACAUCUAGUCUCUCAAUUUGUUAUCACGAAUUAUGUUGACAGUUUUUUUAUAUUACGAGCUACGAUGAUUUUUCAAAGACUCUAUUUUAUCACUCAGCGCCCCGACAGAAGGUCGGAUCUUGAUAUUUUCAUGUGCAUUCUCUGAAGCCUCGUGGAACUCCUGCUUUAUCAUAGCAAUCAAUUUGAUCGGAGUCGAAAUUGCUACAAGUGAUGCUUUAUUACGUUACGUUUACCGUUUUCUCGUACGUAAUCAAAAGCACGUAUCAAUAUGCAAGUGCUGUGCCAAAUGAGUUUUUCUAAUCUCUCGAGCCGAACGCACGUGAUAUAUGGAUCUGUGUAAAAUAUUCGGGAUUACUAUUCUAUAACGUUUAAUGAUGUCAUUAUGUAUCGCUGCGCAGUUAUUUCAUAAUACAAAAAAUCUGCACAGUGAUACAUAACGAUGUCAUUAAAAGUUAUAGAAUAUACCUCUAAGUGUCGAUUAGUUUGAAAGUAUUACUAGACGACGUUUGUUCGUUAAGUUUAUCGCGCCCGUCGCUACGAACUCUCGAUUCUAUCUUACGUUUAAGUUGGAAAUGCUCAAACGAUGCAGUCAACACAUGAAACAAGUGUCCAAAGUUUUGAAACAACUGGUGUCUGAGGACUUUGAACAAGCAGAGCUCGGUACAUACGCGAAUUUCGACUGAUUUUCAACUUGUUCUACCUAGCAUUAUUCCUCUUACUCCAUUGCCCCGCGCACAACCUAAUAAUGGAAAACUAUUAGAAACAUAUGUUUACAAAUAAUACGUUCCUGAGUUUCGAGCGACUCGAGGUAAAGGAGAAUAAUGUUAAGCGGAACAAGUUGCAAAUGUGCAAUGCAUGCCGAACUUUGAGCUAGAGCUAACUUUGGACGAUCUACAACCCGCGCUAUAAGAUUUAUGAUGAAAUUUUAUUUGCAAUUUGCAUGUACUGUGUAGAAUAGAAAACGUUGAAUAUUCUUUCAUUAUUUUAUAGACAUAUGCAGAUAUCUAUUAUAUUGUAAGAGUUAUCAAUAUUAUGCAUUUAUAAUAUUGAUUAUUCAAACUUCAUUUUUUUGCAAGUAGAAUUUCAUCAUUAUCUGUCAUAAUCAAGUGUCCGAGAUUUCUGUAAAGCCCGUAUCAGAUCAUCGCCAUUAGGGAUUGAGAAUUGCGAAUUGAAAAUUAGAUUUCGACGAAUCAAUAAACUUCGAUCUUGGUUUGCUUUAUUUUAAUUGGUCAAGUUUCAAUCUUCAAUCCGCAAUCCUCAGUCUUCAAUCCAUAGUCUGAUACGAGCAUGAGGCAGCUCAAAUCUAAGAAUACUAAUAAGUCGUAACUGUAACGACGAUCAAUUAAUCAUGUUUUGUAUCGUCGAAUUCUCUCAUCCUUUAAUUUUAUCGAUAUCGGAGAACUGAACCUAUUACGCUUAACUCUUACGAGGCGCAUCUAGGAGACAUACAUAUGGAAACGCAAUAAUACUCAGGCAAAGACUCUAACGGCUCUCUCGGGGAAUUUCUUUUUAUAUUUACUCGUCAGGAGCCCCUUUUGCUACGGACGGCCAAUCCUUUUUCAUCACGCGAUGACGGAUCUGCUACUGCAAUUUACAGUAGCAGCAUUUGGCCUCCCGACGAAAUCUCAACGAGAUUGUAAAAUUUUAACGCGUAAGAAGUGUGCUACACUAUCUUUAGGUUAACACAAUUGUAUAUAAUUAUAUAUGUUUUUUAAUUCUUUACUCUAUGUACUAUAAUAUAUUUUUCAAGAAUUCUGUACAUAUAUAUACACACACGACACGUGCGUGUCGCCGCGAGUUACGACAGCGUCGCACGUUUCCUAUACAUGAUUGAAACGAUUGUGCGAACAAACAUGUGAAUUCGUCCAUCGAAACUGCCGAGCUUUUGUGUAAUGUCGUGCAAGAGAAAAUUCCACGCUGCGAAUGAUAAUACGCGUAAUUAUAUAUAUAAAAAAACAAAAAAUAUAUAUAUAUAUAAUAGUACACGCAUGUAACACGAAUACUUCGACGGCACUAAUAAAAAGUAAUUGCAAUCUU